Coffea arabica (coffee) is the source of this 5165-nucleotide messenger RNA. The record is from RefSeq and is a predicted model, not a curated record. Lineage: Eukaryota; Viridiplantae; Streptophyta; Magnoliopsida; Gentianales; Rubiaceae.
GAGCAAAACUUAUUUGAAAUGAACUCGUGAGGCCCAUCCACUUGCUCCAGCACUGCCUACUUCCCAAGAAAUUCGCAUCAAACUGGUGCACUUGCCCCAACCGACGAAAUUCCCAGCUUGUCUGGGACCCGUUGUUGUCUUCUAGUGAAUUGUCUUAAUGGUCAGGAUUUCAGAUUGGAAUGAUCAAGGGCUCUCGAUCAUAACUCAUAAGUAGAGAGACCUUUUUUAGUGCCUGAACAACUCCUCGGAUUCCCUCAACACCUGCAAGCGUUUCUUUCCUCGGACACACAAAGGUCAACGACAAUGGCUGAAACUUUGAUCGUGCUUUUUUCUGGAACCUUGAGCAAGAUACCUCCGAUAUCUGACGAUCGGAGACUGGGUUUACACAAAGAACUUGAAAAAAUGGCAACUAUGCUACUUAAGUUGCAAGCUGUUCUCUUUGAUCUUCAAAGCAGCGAUGGAUAUCACAGCAGACAAACUGAGCUUUGGCUGAAAAUGCUCCAACAGAUAUUAUCCGACACUGAGACCUUGGUGGACGAGAUUGCAUAUGAAGUUCUUCGCCGAAAGUUUGGGAUCAGAAAGUUUGGGAUCAGAAAUUGGGGCGACAAGGUAAGCGGCUUUGUUGCUCCCAUUUCUCCACUUGUUUUUUCCUCGAUAAUUGAAUGUCUUCGCCAACAGAGUGAGAUCCACGAUUCGGAUAAUAAGGUGCUCAGCUUCUUUCCCUUUUCAUAUCGUGGAAAGAUGGCUCGUAUGAUAAAAAAUACUAUAUUAUCUUUAGAGGUGGCAUAUGAAGAAUUCUCAGGUAUCCGGGCUACUAGAGUGGAUUUGAUGAGCAGGCCUACUCAGCUGGAAGAAACACGCUCCAUGGCUUCCUUUCUGGAUGACCAAGCAAUUGUACGAAGGGAGAAUGAUAUCUCUGUGCUGACAAGCAUGUUGGACGACUCUGUAGACGACUUAGAGGUCAUUAGCAUAGUGGGAAUGGGUGGUGUUGGUAAGACGACCCUUGCUCGGCUAGUGUACGACCAUCCCCGGGUAGAGUAUUGCUUUUACAAGAGAAUGUGGGUACACGUAUCUGAGAAAUUUGAAGUGAACAGAGUCUUGAAUGACAUACUGCAAUCUCUAGGGGAAGCCCGCGUUGAGACAACUAGUAAAGAAUCACCAGUGUCGAGGCUUCGAGAAAUCAUUCCCAGGAGAAGAAGUUUCCUUGUGCUCGAUGAUGUCUGGACCGAGAGUGAAGAAAAAUUGUAUGAAUUGAAGAGUUGUUUGCUAUAUGCAAUGUCUGGUGGAGGGAGCAAGAUACUGAUAACUACACGCAGUCAUAGAGUUGCUGCAAUGAUGCGAACAUCUCAUGUUUGUCCCUACGUGCUACAGCCUCUCCCAGAGGACCUCAGCUGGGAGUUGUUUGAGAAAAUAGCAUUUAGACAUGGGAGUGCAGGAAAGUAUCCGGAAUUGGUAGACAUUGGUCGAAGGAUGGUUAAAAAGUGUGGGGGUCUUCCAUUAGCUAUAACAAAAAUAGCCGGUUGGAUGUAUCCCCAGAAAGAUCAAUCUGAGUGGUCCAGGAUUGAAGAAAGUGAAAUUUGGAAUUUUCGAUCUGCAGGUCAUCCGUAUGGGAACGGUAGUUGGUAUAAAAAUGGAGUCCUUUCUGUAUUGCGGCUCAGUUAUUAUAAUUUACCAUCACCGUGGUUGAAAAAAUGUUUUGCAUGCUGUUCCAUAUUUCCCAAGGACACCCUCAUAGAAAAGGAGAAGCUGAAACAAAUUUGGAUGGCACUAGGACUCAUUAGUUCUCCUAAUGAAAAAAAUUUGACAUUGGAGGACGUUGGUAGCAGCUAUAUCAAUAUAUUGCUACACAGUUCUCUGUUGCAAGACACUCAAGAGGAUGACUAUGAUAAUAUCACACAUUGUGGGAUGCAUAAUAUUGUGCAUGACCUUUCGUUAUAUGUGUCACAUAAUUUUUCCUCUGUUUUCGAUGGGCUCGAAAGUAAUUCUACAGCGGACAUGAGUAUAAAUGAUGAUGCUGAGGCUGUACAUUUGUCAUUUAAUAAUUCAGCUACAUGGACGCUGUGCAAGAUUCCUGAUCGACGUCUCAACAAUUUGCGAACAUUUUGUGUUGUAGGGGGCUGUGUAGACCUUGAAGAUGUCUUCACAAACUUCACAGGUCUUCGUGUCUUGAUAGUUGAAGACCAGGCUGUCAAGAACUUACCGAAGACUGCUGAUAGAUUGAAACAUUUAAGGUAUCUUGACAUCUCAAGAACCAGAAUCAGAUUUCUGCCGCAGUCCUUUACAAAGCUCUACAAUUUGCAGACAUUAAGGGUCUUUGAUCUGGUAAUGCUUCCAGAGGGGUUCGGCAAACUCAUUAACUUGAGGCACUUUUACAUUCAGCAAUAUCGUCGUAGUCCUCCACAGAAUCUUUUGCUUCCAAGGAUAGGGCAUUUGACUAAUCUUCAAACAUUGCCUUUCUUUUCGGUGAGCCAAGAAAAGGGAUGUCAAAUUGAAGAGUUGGAAUACUUGGACAAUCUUGGAGGUAAAUUAACAAUCUAUGGCCUUGAAAACGUGAACAGCUAUGAAUCUGCUUUGAAGGCAAAUUUGUCAAGGAAGUUUCGAGUCCAAAGUUUGGAACUCUACUGGGAAGGUCCAAACAAGAAUAGCAAUGAUAAAGAUGUGCUCGAGGGUCUCAAACCUCAUAGCAAUUUGAGAAGUCUAAAGAUUGUUGGUUUCCAAGGGUCAAGAUUCCCUCAGUGGAUGGUUCGACAAAAUCUACUGUCAUUGCAUAAUCUAGUGCAGCUUCAAUUGGAGCAUUUGGAUGAGCUUGAAGAUCUCCCUCCAACCAAGAGGUUCCCUAAACUAGAGAAACUGCGUCUGCAUUGGCUUCCAAAGUUGGAAAGUGUACCAGAGGAUACGAGCAAUCUUACCUGUCUUCGGAGAUUGGAAAUUUCUUGUUGCCAUAGUUUGACAAGUUUACCAAAUCUGAAUAGCCUUGCAACUCUUCAGGAGCUGGAGAUGAUCGGUUGCCCUAAUUUGACCCAUCUAUGGGAGGAUUCCACAUGGCAAGAUGGCAUUCUAUCUCUUGAGAAUCUAUGCAUAAGCAAUUGCCCCAAUCUUGAAGCUAUUCCAGCCACUCAAAACCUCCAAUCCCUGCGUAAACUGCAAAUUGAAAGUUGCGAGUCGUUGAAUUUAUCGUUAAAAAAUGUUGGGAAAUUUCGAUCCCUCGAGUUCCUAGACAUUUAUUCCGACCCUGCCACAUGGCCACAGGACAUCUAUGAAUUGACAAGCCUCACGACCUUGCACCUUGGUGGCUUCUCCGAGAACAUUGAUUAUUUUCCUUUGCCCGACACCUUCUCGGGAUCUGUUGAUGGAAUAAAAGAACAUUGUGCCUCUUUAAGGUCCCUUCAAUUGUACGGGUGGCCAAUGAUCAAAUCUCUGCCUGAGCAAAUGCAGUACCUCUCCAAGUUGACUAAUUUAACAAUAAUCAGGUUUGAUGGGUUGGAGGCUCUUCCAGAGUGGCUGGGGAAAUUACAAUCUCUCCAAACGUUGGAGCUUUUUGCAUGCAAGAACCUGAAGUACUUACCUUCAACAGCGAUGGAAUGUCUUGCAGAUUUACACACUUUGAGAAUCAAUAGAUGUCCCCAUUUGAAGGAGAGAUGCACCAGAGGAACUGGCGAAGAGUGGCCCAAGAUAGCCCAUAUUCCUAAUAUUUAUCUCUAGACUUCUUCAUAUCCAACCAUGAUAUACAGAGGAGUAGAUUAUUUGAAACGGAUAGCCUUGCUGAUGAUACCAAGGGAAGAGCGGUUGUUCAGGCCAACAUUUUUUUUUUUUGGGGGGAGUAUUUCCCUGUUUCUGGUUGGGGUCAAAGAUCUACAAUUAGAAUUAUGGAAAUCUGAUUUUUCUUCCAGUUAAUUCUGCCUUUCCUAAGUCCAAAACUUGCCAGGCUGAACCCUCAUCAUUCAGAGGUUACCACACCAGGUUUAGUGCUCCUUUGAAUAUGAUAAAAUUUUUGUCUUCCAAAAAAUGAAUGCAACAAUUUGUUGUUUUGACUACACUGUUUGUCAAACUGUUACUGUUCCUUCUACUGCCAUCUCAUGAUUUAACUUGGGAAUCUUUUGCUGGUCCCUUGACCUUGAAUUUGUUUGUUUUAAGCAUUUAUAUAUAUUCCCAUGAAUGCCUUGGGUUGAAUCUCAUGAUAAUGAAACUUCUCUUCAAUGUCAAUUUGAUAAGUGUGCAAUUACAUAAAUUUCCAACUCCAAAGACAUUUGCCAGGUCGACUGCAUUUCUGUUUUUUCAAUAUUUUCACAGUUAUAAAUCCAUAAUCAUUCCCAUGAUUCAAUUUUUUGGCACUUUCUUCUUAAAAUCUACUUGUCUCACUGAAGUUCCUUGCCUUGCCCAGCUUCCAACUUCAUACUUUCCUUGAUGCUUGGAUGACAUAUUCCCUUGAGGCUUUGAUGGCUAUCCUACUAACUGUUUAACCUUCGGUGCUACGCACUGAGAAGAUGUCCCCACAGAAUCAAUAAACAUAAUCUUUCCUUAAUUCAGAACUUGAGUUGUAUUUUCACUUUUGACUGUGUAAUGACUAUUUUAUGCCCAAUAAGCAGAAGGAGGGCUACGUUUGCUUUCAAAGAGACUGAGGUAAAGGAGCUGAAUUAGUCCUGAGCUUUGAAUCAUAACAAGAGGUAAUAAGGUUAUUACAUAGACCAGGAAUUCCUGAAGCUUUUGUUGGAUUGGCACUGCAACUCCCUGAGAUUCUCAAAAUUAAAUUAUGGAACAAGAUUUGUCCAGAGUCCAGAGUUUAGAUGAGCAUGGUUUUUUUUUUCACUAGUAAGGUGUUGAUCUAUUCAGUUUUCAAUCUUUGAACCAGAAUAGUCGCAUCUUUUGCCAGGGAAUAUUGUAGAUGGCAAAUGCCAAGAUUCUUCUUAGAUGGAGAAGAACAGAGGGUUGAAUGUGCUCAGAAGAAGCUUACAGGAAAAGUCCAAGGAAGAAGUACAAGGUGUCUGGCAUGAACAGCUGACAUUUCUCUUGAAACAAAUUCAACUCCCUUCUGUUGAGUCUUUCAUCCUCUCUCUCAGACAGCGCCAGUAUAUUCAGUGUAAAUAUGGUUAUUCAAUUCAAUGGGACUCUGAUUUGUACCAAUGUGCAUGUUGCAUGGUUUUCAGUUUAGGAUAUUGAUCUGGACC